This is a messenger RNA of Sipha flava (yellow sugarcane aphid), 2629 nucleotides long. Its product is annotated as nucleolar protein 14. Gene Ontology annotation, molecular function: phosphatidylinositol-4,5-bisphosphate phospholipase C activity. Gene Ontology annotation, biological process: maturation of SSU-rRNA; intracellular signal transduction; lipid metabolic process. Gene Ontology annotation, cellular component: small-subunit processome; nucleolus; Noc4p-Nop14p complex. The transcript has 14 exons. NCBI's taxonomy places the organism in Eukaryota, Metazoa, Arthropoda, Insecta, Hemiptera, Aphididae. The record is from RefSeq and is a predicted model, not a curated record. Bases 106 to 2628 code for a protein of 840 amino acids.
GUGAGUUGUGAUUUUGUUAGGCAUUCACGUCUUGAUUGUUGUGUUGUACAAACUUAAUUUUUAUACUUCAUACUAAUAUAGACCGUUGUUUGACAAUAGUGAAAAAUGAAAGUUAAUAAAAAAAUAAAAGAGAAAAAACUUAAUCCUUUCGAGUUACACAUAAAUAAUAAAAAAUUUACAAUAUUGGGUCGUAAAUCCAAAAAUGAAGUCGGCCAACCUGGUAUUGCACGAUCCAAAUCUAUUCAAAAGAGGAAGAAAUCUUUAUUGCUCGAGUAUAAGUUUAAAGAUAAAUCAAAUAAAUUUGUUGAUCGUCGAAUCGGAGAAAAAAAUCGUGCAAUGACAGCAGAAGACCGUGUUAUUGCUCGAUUCACUGCAAGCAGAGUCAGAGCUCAAAAGAAAAUGAAAUAUAACUUAGGUGAAGAAGAAGAUCUUACUCAUCAUGGUCAAACAUUGUCUACAAUUGAAAAAUUUGAAAAACCUAUGAGUGAUGAUGAUUCCGAUUCUGAUGAUGGUCGGAAUGGUGGAAAGUUAGCAGCUGAGUUUGUUGAGAAAGCUCAUUUCGGUGGAGGUGUUUUAAGUAAAGCUGGUGAUGGUGAAAGUAGUCAUCGUGAUUUAAUUGACAAAUUGAUAGCUGAAUCAAAAAUAAGAAAGUAUGAAAAAAAACAACUCAAACAAGAAACUAACGAGCUGACUGAACAGUUAGAUAAAGAUUGGAAAGAACUUAUGCCUGUUGUUCCUACUAAAAAUUAUGGUGAAAUAGAUAAUGAAGAUGAGCCUCCUACUAAAAAAAAAGUUGACAAAAAUUCAUAUGAUGUUCUAAUGAGAUCUUUAAAAUUUGAUCGUAGAGGAAUGGCUAGUGAUAAAUUAAAAUCUGAAGAAGAAAUCGCUAAAGAUGAAAAAGAAAGAUUAGAAAAAUUAGAAUCUGAAAGGUUAAAAAGAAUGAAAGGAUUUGAAGAUGAUAGUGUUAUUAAACAUAGGAGUGCUGAUGAUUUGGAUGAUGGCUUUGAUUUUGGUGAUGAUGAGAUACAACCUUUAGCUUAUAACUCUGAAGGAAAACCACUCAACUGUGGUGAUUUAAUUCCUGUUAAUGAAGAUGAAAAUGGUUUCAACAAUGAGGAAAAUAAGAAUGAUAACGAAGAAGAUUUAGAUGAUGAUGAAAAUGAAAAUGGAGAAGAUGAUAAUAAUGCAUCAGAUUCAGAUGAUGAUGAUGAUGAUAGCAAUAUAAAUAAUGAUAUGAGUGAUCUAAAAGAAGAUGAUGCGAGUUCCAGCAAUGAAGAAACAAAUCAAGAUGUUCAAGAACUAGAUGAAAAUAAAUCAAAAAAAUUAUUUGUUCAGAAAUUAAAAGAAAAAAAAAUUAUAAUGGAUGAAGCUCGAAAACAGUUACCUUUUACUUUUACAGUGCCUGAAUCAUAUGAGAGUUUCCAAGAAACAUUAGAAGAGAGAUGUUUUACAGAACAAAUAAUAAUCAUUGAGCGAAUGAUUAAAUUAAAUCAUCCAAGUUUAGGUAACGAUAACAGGUCAAAUUUACAACGCUUGUAUCCUUAUCUCUUACAAUAUUUAAAUGACAAUUCUGAUUCUAUUGAUGGUUGGAAAAUUCUUAAUUCAUUAGCCUCUCAUUUGUAUGACCUAACACAGUUUUUCCCAGAGUAUGCAGCUAAAUGCUUUAUUGAGGUGCUGAAAGAAAAGCAUACAGAUUUUAUAGAAUCAUCAUCUAAAAAAAUAACUUCAGAUACAUUAAUUUUUUUAAAAUUAGUUCCAUUAUUGUUUCCAUCAUCUGACUAUUAUCAUCCAGUUUGUACUUGUGCUGUAAUGAUAGCAAGUGAGUUACUCUCUCUAGCAAAGAUUAGAAAGCGUUCAGAUAUAGCUUCAUGUUUAUUAUUAACUACAAUUUUAUUAGAAUAUAUUCAGUUGUCUAAACGUUACAUACCAGAAACAAUAAAUAUAUUACGAGGCAUGUUAUUGAUGGCCACGGAGGAUAAUCCUGUGACUCUUGUUCAACAAUUUAGAUCAAAUAUGAAGAUGUUGAUUAUAAAAAAUGAUUCUACUCAAAUUGUAUGGCCAUCAAAAUUAAGCAUAAAUGAAAUAUACAGUGAAGCAGACAUUGAUGAUGCAUUUAAAUUGACUACAUUAUAUGUUACAUUAGAUUUAGUUUGUAGGUUUUGUAAAUUAUGUGCAGAUAUACCUAGUCUUCAAGAAAUUUGGACACCUCAUUUGUCAAUUAUUAAUAAAUUAAAGAUUGAUUCUGAUAAAAUGAACGAACAAAUUAAUACAACAAAGAUACAAUUACAAAUAAUUGAUAAAAAAUUAGAAAAACUGCAGACAUUAUCAAAUAGACCAAAAGCCCUUCGUUUAUAUGAGCCUAGAAUUCAAAAAGUAUACGAUGGGCGAACAUUUAAAACUCAAUCUAAGGAAAAUGCAGAAAGAACCAAACUUCAACAUCGAUAUAAACGUGAAAUGAAAUCUGCUGUUAGAGAAAUUAGAAAAGAUAAUAGUUUCUUAUCUAAACUUAAACAUCACGAACAAGUUAAAAGUGAUGCGGAAAGACGCAAUAAGGUUAAACAAAUUUAUAGUUGGGGCGCAAAUCAAGCUCAUGAAAUUAAUAAACUUGCUAAGAAAAAUAAAAAAUAAA